Molecule: messenger RNA, 243 nt
Organism: Colletotrichum navitas
Lineage: Eukaryota; Fungi; Ascomycota; Sordariomycetes; Glomerellales; Glomerellaceae
Product: cytochrome-c oxidase chain VIIc
Exons: 2
Coding region: 1-243 (80 amino acids)
Biological process (GO): mitochondrial electron transport, cytochrome c to oxygen
Source: RefSeq, a predicted model, not a curated record
AUGCUCGCUCGUGCCGCCGCCCGCGCGGUCCCCCAGACUCGCACCGUUGUCGCCCGCCGCGGCUUCCAGACCACCCGCGCCCAGAUGUCCUCGCCCUACCACUACCCCGAGGGUCCCUACUCCAACAUCCCCUUCAACCCCAAGUCCAAGUGGUUCGGCGCCGGUUUCUGGACCUACUCUGCCGUUGGCUUUUUCACCCCCUUCGGCAUCGCCGUCUGGCAAAGCAACAAGCCCAAGGUUUAA